Molecule: messenger RNA, 1904 nt
Organism: Thalassophryne amazonica
Lineage: Eukaryota; Metazoa; Chordata; Actinopteri; Batrachoidiformes; Batrachoididae
Gene: oscp1b
Product: organic solute carrier partner 1b
Exons: 11
Coding region: 152-1327 (391 amino acids)
Biological process (GO): transport
Cellular component (GO): cytoplasm; plasma membrane
Source: RefSeq, a predicted model, not a curated record
AUUGGUUGUUUCCUUUGUGGCCUGGCAACCAGAAGAGGCUUCGCCAAAUAUACACACACCUCCCCUUUUGUCACCUAGCAUCUGAGUUAGUUAGAAGGCUAGCUGUCUGAAAAUUUAUGUAUGUAGGGAAUUAAAGCACUCAGAUUCGACCAUGUCUUCUCGAACUUUGCCGCUUCUCUUCAUCAAUCUGGGUGGAGAGAUGUUGUACAUCCUGGACCAGCGGCUCCGAGCUCAGAACAUCCCGGCAGACAAAGCCAAGAAAGCUGGCUGGAUAGACGAGGACAGAAGGAGAGUUAUGAAUGACAUCAUCACCACCAUGUUCAACAAAAAUUUCCUGGAAGAGCUUUUCAAACCACAGGAGCUUUACUCCAAGAAGGCCCUACGUACUGUGUUCGACAGGUUGGCCCACGCCUCCAUAAUGAGACUCAAUCAAGCCAGCAUGGACAAGCUCUAUGACUUGAUGACCAUGGCUUUCAAGUACCAGGUACUUCUGUGCCCCCGGCCAAAAGACAUCCUCUUAGUCUCCUUCAACCACAUGGAUGCAGUCAAGGACUUUGUGAAGGACACUCCCAAUAUUCUCUGCCAGGUUGAUGAGACAUACAGACAGCUCAUAGAGAUGUACACUCCUUUGUCUAGUGGUGAAUUUCAACUAAUAAGACAAACUCUUCUCAUCUUCUUUCAAGACAUGCACAUAAGAGUAUCUAUUUUCCUUAAAGACAAAGUUCAGAACUCCAAUGGCCGUUUUGUACUUCCCACCAGUGGUCCUGUUCCAUCUGGAACUCAAAUCCCUGGCUUAAUUAGGAUGUUUAGCUGUACUGGUGAGGAAGUAAGGAAGCUACAGUUCACCAGUGGCGGAAACUAUACCAGUGCUCUCCACGAAGGAUCGUUUGAGAUUUUUGGAGACAGAAUCACCAAACUAGGCACAGACAUGUACAGUGUAAGUCACCCUGUGGAGACUCACAUGUCAGGGACUUCGACAAGUUCUGCUCAGCACACUAAACAGGUCAGUGCUGCUCCCAAUCCUCUAGCUAAAGAGGAAUUGAAUCUGUUAGCUAAGUUAAUGGGAGGGUUAGAAGUUCAGAUGCGUGGGAACGCAGACUGUGGUUUUCGAGUCAACCUGUUUGCUACGGAUGAGGAAGAAGAGGAGGCAUUGAUUUCAAGACCACAUGAGCUUUCCUAUGAAGUAAUAAACAUCCAGGCAACUAAGGACCAUCAGUCCAACGCUGAACUGGCAAAGAUUAUGGGAGAGUUCACAGAGACUGGACAUGAACCUAUUGCUGCCAGCAGUAAAGGAGAUGACCUUCUGGCCAUGAUGGAUGGCCUGUGACAUCAUCACCUUAAGGACUGUUUCCACAGCGCAUGAGGCAAUGCACUAUCAAUAGUCCAUUUUCCUGUAGACCAGCCUGCUGUCUGCACUGGCACAUAGAGGACACUGUGGCAAUGAAAAAUGCACCCAGAAAAUCUCCUCUUUGGGUGAUUUUAAAAUUGGGGAGGUGAGCGGUUGUUUCCAUUGGUUGGCAGAGGACCCAUUAUAAAGUAUAUGUUUGCACUGAUUAUGAAAUAAUGUGCAGUAUGUGGGGAGCCAAGCUGAGUUAUUCCACAACCAUACUGUGUCAAUGUGUGAAGAUAAACAGUUGUAUGUCAACUAUAGGUGGACCAAGGUAAAGAUGUUACAUUAUUUGGCUCAGACUGUGCUGCUGUGUUCAAAUUACAUUAGUUUAAUAUAAUUAAUUUGUAUCUGUUAACAUCUCACACACAACACACUUGCAGAGAUUUUCAGGUUAAUAGUCAAUCUAUGCUGAAGGAAAGUUAAUUGUUGGUACAGCUUACCUAAAAGUUCCAUAACAGCUACAUUUUGUGUUAAAAGCACCAAAUUUGGCACAGAUGUAGCCAAAUGUUUGACA